Messenger RNA from Lycium barbarum (goji berry), 1459 nucleotides. RefSeq names its product NAC domain-containing protein 78-like. Gene Ontology annotation, biological process: regulation of DNA-templated transcription. The transcript has a single exon. Gene Ontology annotation, molecular function: DNA binding. Bases 611 to 1285 code for a protein of 224 amino acids. Lineage: Eukaryota; Viridiplantae; Streptophyta; Magnoliopsida; Solanales; Solanaceae. The record is from RefSeq and is a predicted model, not a curated record.
UCUUUUUUUUUUGGUGGCAUAAACUAUUUUUCCAUUUCUUGUAAAAAAAAAACUGUUAAUUUAGAAAUUUCCCAUCCGACACAUUAAUUGAAUUUAGUUAAAAUAAAGGCUUGAAAAUGAAAAAGCGGGACGUGUAAAAAUAACCUUUCCCUUUUGUUGAAAAAAGGGAUGAAACGCACAAAAAUAAAAGCAAAUACCUAUCAAAAAGAAAAAGGAAAGUUAAUUAACUUAGAGCCCAAGUGUAGCCGAACCGCCAAAAUCAAGAAUUCCCCUGUUUUUCCUAAUUACCGAGCUUAAUUGUAACCAACAAUUUCCAUACUUUCCAUAAAUGUUUCCUAAAAUUAGUACUCCGCGUGAGUUGUUUUAUGGAAACUUCACAUCUUUAUAAAGAACCUCAACAAACAUUACUUGUUGUACUUGUUCUUGAUUAAUUCUUUCUCUUCUUUGUAGCGUACUACUGUUCUUCAUAUUGCUUACUACUUUCUUUCUUCUCUGUUCUUUAACAGUGAGUCAAUUUCUAAUUCAUUGAUUAGAGAGUACUAGCGGAUCAUCGAUUAUUAAAGGAUUUUCUCUUGUGAUUCUUGACUCGUUCUUGUUUUAAUUUUUUUCAAUGCGUAACAUAAAAUCAAAGACCAUGUCACGGCUUCGUAAGGGUGUUCGAUUUCACCCAACUGAAGUGGAGUUACUCAAUUAUCUCAAAAGGUUCUUGAGGGGUCAAUCUUUACCGAGUCAAUGCCCUAUUCGGCAUGCGGAUAUCUAUGGAGAUCAACCUCCAUCGGUGAUUCUUGGAGAAGAGAAAGUAGGCUACUUUAUUUCACGGUUGAAGAAGCUGAAGAAUUCAGAUGAAAGGUUCCGUCGAACUUGCGCCAACGGGACUUGGACAGGCCAAACUAGUGGUAUACCUAUCGACAAUCUCAAGGGAACUGUUAUGGGCUUUAGAAGAAAUUUAAAAUAUACUAGUAAGGAAAAAAAGCAAAACAGUACCACUAGUUGGUUGAUGAGAGAGUACUUCGUGGGGGAUGAUUUCUUCCUGAAAAACAAUAUUCCUAAGCAAGAUUUUGUAGUGUGCCGAAUCAAGAAAAUUAUAAAAGAGAAAAAGAUAAAGGAUGUUGCGGUAACCGAACAAGAUGUUGCGGGAAUUAUUGAAGUUAUGUUGCUCCGGGAGACUCAGAAGACCAAAGAAAAAGAACGUAAUAGCAAUCUAAGUGACUGCUUCGAGGAGAUUGAUUGGGCUGAUGAUCUGCUCAUCAACAUUGACGAUUUUGGUGAUAUAAUUGGUCGUUAAUUCACAAUUUUGAAUUGUAAAUCUAAGAAAGUAAAGAUUGUUUUACAAUUAUUGUGUUAUUGAAUGAGAAAGAUAGCUUUACAAAUUUAUUGUUUUGUUUUGAGCGUCUGGUAGAAAUUAUUCUUCUAUAUAUUCUAAUAGAUUGAUUACUCUACUUCACUUAAGGUUUCUAGU